UAGUAUAGAGUUCACUGACUGUAGGUAAACAAAAGUGAAACAAAACACAAAACAAAGUUUUUGUAAACAAAGUAAAAAUAAUUAUUUAUUUUCUUACUUAAUUUGCAGUUUCGUAAUCUAAGUUAGUUAUUUUAUUUUUUUCAAACUCACAAGAAUAUUCCAUAAUUAUUUCGAUUAAUAUCAAUUAUAUUGAUAAGUAAACCUUUUGAUAAGGGUGUUUUCCAGAUCUCAGUCAUGGAUGACGAUCAUGACGAUGAAAUGGGCUGGGAUCCCGAAAUGGCAGAUGGUGAUUCCGAUGGAGGGGAGGAAAGUAUGGAAAAUCCCCAAGAAGUUUUGAAGGAAUGUUUGGAAAAAUUUAGUACACCCGAUUACAUUAUGGAGCCUGGAAUCUUCUCUCAAUUGAAAAAAUAUUUCCAAGCUGGAGGAAACCCAGAACAGGUUAUAGAACUGCUGUCUGACAACUACAAAGCUGUAGCACAGAUGGCUAAUCUGGUUGCCGAAUGGUUAAUUCUUGGUGGUGUGAAAGUAGCAGACGUGCAAGCGAUGGUAGAAAACCAUCUCAAGGACAUGAUCCUCAAAACGUUUGAUCCGAAAAAAGCCGACACAAUUUUCAGCGAGGAAGGAGAGACGCCCGCCUGGCUGACGGAGAUGAUCGAACAUCCAACAUGGCGGUCGCUGAUCUACAGACUGGCUGAGGAGUAUCCCGACUGCCUCAUGCUGAACUUCACCAUCAAACUGAUCUCCGACGCCGGAUUCCAGGGCGAAAUCACCAGCAUAUCGACGGCUGCUCAGCAGAUCGAGGUGUUCUCAAGGGUGCUCAAGACGGCCAUUUCCGGAUUCCUUCAGUGCACUGACGACUGGCAGCAAAGUAUUGAUGAGUGUGCGAAGAUGGUGUGUCACGGACAGCACACGUACGUGUUCGGCCUGGUGCUGCUGCAGGUGCUGUCGCUGGAGCCGAAGGGCGGCUCCUGCAUGAAGCGGCUGGCGCAGGAGAUCACACGAUGCGCCCAGCGCAGUCGGCAUGACGUCACACCCAUCACCAUGGCGCUCAACGGCGCCGCCAAGUACCCGCACGCCUGUCAGGCGCUGCUCAGCAUGAUGGCCCGCAACUCGCUCAAUCCUGCCGAUAUUUCCGUGUUGUAUCGAAACUACAACGCGAUGGAGCCACCUCCCAUUGACCUGAUUCGCACGCCACAACUGCUGGAGCUGCUGGUUGACUCGCUGUUUAAGCCAGGCGUCAAGCUGAACCCCGAGCACAAGUCCAAGUACAUCUACCUGCUGGCCUACGCUGCCUCGGUCAGCGAGCUGGGCCGCAACAUCAACAAGGACGAGCUGAAGGUCACUGUGCAGGCUGUCGAGAAGGUGCACACCAUCUGCACCACCAUCAAGGGCUCCUCCGAACUCAUUGCCGAGCUGUCGGCGCUCUAUCACUGUAUAAGGUACCCAGUGGUGUCAGUGGGCGUGGUGCGAUGGGUGGAGUGCACGGUGACUGAGCCGAGCUACUUUAAGCUGUGCACCGAACACACUCCCAUCCACUUGGCCGUGCUCGACGAGGUUGUCACCUGCCACCACCUCCUCCAUCACAGGGUCCUCCAGCUCUUCAUCAACCUCUUCGAAUCCAAGCAGGACGAGCUGGAGAUUCUGGUUCAGCUUGAAAUGCGAAAAAUGCUGCUGGAUCGUAUGGUGAACCUUCUGAGCAGAGGCUGUGUUGUUCCUGUAGUGAAAUACAUCAAGCAGUGCUGGGAUCGAGGCGACACUGACAUAUCUCUAAUAAGAUAUUUCGUCACCGAGGUACUAGAAGCAAUUGCUCCACCUUAUACUCCUGAAUUUGUGCAGCUGUUUCUGCCGAUUGUGGAGAACGAAGAGAUCACCGGAACCAUGCGAGGAGAUGGAGAGAACGACCCAGUCUCCGAGUUCAUAGUUCACUGCAAGGCUCACUACAUGGUCAUACAUUGAUAAAUGCCGCCAUACUAGGUCUAACUAGAGCUGUCAGUGUACAUCAAAAAACUAAUGCUAUCAAUAAUAUUUAUGUUUAAACUCAUUCAUACUGAAUGUUUGAAAAAAUGUGAAACCUAGCUACAUUUGGACUGUCGUAUAAAUUAGAAUUGGACCCGUUAUAGCCUUAGGCCUUUGGAACUUCUCUGGAAGUUGUAUUGCUAAAUGAUUGCUUGUUUGAAUACAUACUGAAAACAUCCACUUCCUAUUAAAAUUAUAGUGUUUUUGUGUUACAAAAAGAACUGAUUAUCAAUAAUUUUAUAUAUAUAUAUAAUCUUCUUAGUAUUCAUCAAGCAUGAAUUAUAGGUGUAAAUUAUUGCGUUUAGUUUUAUAAAAUUGUUUUUAAUGUUCGCUGGAACUAUUUUUGAUGCUCUUUUGCUGUUGUUAUAAACGGCCACUGACAUUUCUUUAAUUUUUAAGAUGUUUUAUAAAUACUUUGAGUUUCUUGCUCUGCAAUAAUUGAACAAGAUUUCAAGGAAAAUUAUUAUAUUAUGACAUAUUAAUUUGAUUUGGAUAGAUUAUUAGAAAUUAAACUAUCCAUUUUCAAAAAUCUAUCAAUAAUUUCAGUUUAAACUCAUUCAUACUGAAUGUUUGAAAAAAUGUGAAACCUAGCUACAUUUGGACUGUCCUAUAAAUUAGAAUUGGAACCGUUAUAGCCUUAGGCCUUUGGAACUUUUCUGGAAGUUGUAAUGCUAAAUGAUUGCUUGUUUGAAUACAUACUGAAAACAUCCACUUCCUAUUAAAAUGAUAGUGUUUUGUAUUACAAAAAGAACUGGUUAUCAAUAAUUUGAUAUAUAUAUAUAUAAUCUUCUUACUAUUCAUCAAGAAUGAAUUAUAGAUGUAAAUUAUUGCGUUUAGUUUUAUAAUAGUUAUUUGUAUAUCUAGAGUGAAAAGUACAGUUUGUACUUUUCCCUGAGGGAAAAGUUUGAAGCCCGAGGCGAAGCCGAGGGCAACAAUUUUCCUGAGGGAGAAAAAACAUUUUUUACUCGUGAUGUACACAACAUUUUUCCUCCACCUACAUUUUUUUAAAAACUGCAAAUAAAAUAAUUUUUGAAAACUUUCGUGACCAGUAAAAUGUGUUACAACAUAACUUAAAAAUUAAACAGCUGGCUUGUAAUCACACAGUUUACCGCCGACAGCGCUAUCUUGUAACAACAAUGGCCGCCGACUCGACUACAACACUAUGAUGAAGUUCCCGUUUCAAAUUUGAUUAGUUAAUGAAGAAUAUUCGUUGGUUGGUAUUCUGAAUAACAUGGAAUAUAAAAAAAUAUUUAUACAUUUUUAUAGUAUACUGAUAUGAAGUUUGUAAUAAUUUUAGCAUGAAACAUAUAUUUCAUAUAUUGAUCAAAUGUUUGGUUGAGGUAAUGACUACUUAAAAUUUAGUUGGUUUAAUGACUACUCUAAGUGCUUCCUCAUCUGAGCUUAGACCUUCUAACCUAUUUCAAAUGAAAGUUUUAAAAAUAGAGAUGCUUCCCAUGCUAUUUAAAUGGAGUCACUUUUACGCUCUAGGGAGUUUCUCUGUUUUUCCUCCCGAGAGCGAAAAAGUGACACUUUAGUAUUAUGUUUCAGGGAGUAAAGUAGGCUCUUCAGACAGUAGGUAGAGGAAAAAUUGAUUUUAAUGUUCGCUGGAACUAUUGUUGAUGCUGUUUUGCUGUUGUUAUAAACGACCACUGACAUUUCUUCAAUUUUUAAGAUGUUUUAUAAAUACUUUGAGUUUCUUGCUCUGCAAUAAUAAUUGAACAAGAUUUCAAGGAAAAUUAUUAUAUUAUGACAUAUUAAUUUGAUUUGGAUAGAUUAUUAGAAAUUAAACUAUCCAUUUUCAAAAA
Molecule: messenger RNA, 3821 nt
Organism: Nilaparvata lugens (brown planthopper)
Lineage: Eukaryota; Metazoa; Arthropoda; Insecta; Hemiptera; Delphacidae
Gene: TH1
Product: negative elongation factor D
Exons: 10
Coding region: 235-1956 (573 amino acids)
Biological process (GO): negative regulation of transcription elongation by RNA polymerase II
Cellular component (GO): NELF complex; nucleus
Molecular function (GO): RNA binding
Source: RefSeq, a predicted model, not a curated record